Molecule: messenger RNA, 2737 nt
Organism: Bufo bufo (common toad)
Lineage: Eukaryota; Metazoa; Chordata; Amphibia; Anura; Bufonidae
Gene: GDPD4
Product: glycerophosphodiester phosphodiesterase domain containing 4
Exons: 17
Coding region: 298-2106 (602 amino acids)
Biological process (GO): lipid metabolic process
Cellular component (GO): membrane
Molecular function (GO): glycerophosphodiester phosphodiesterase activity
Source: RefSeq, a predicted model, not a curated record
CCAGGCAGCACUCACUCCAGCGCACAAAGGUCAGAGGAUUGCCCAUGCACAAGGAGAGGACUGCCAGCUGAAGGGCACAGGUUUUCUUUGCCGGCCAGGUAGAUUCCCAAGGACAAUGCUAUUGGUACAAUUAAAGGGACUUAUGUCUUCUCUCCAUUUCAUUGAUUCCUGUUAUCAGCCAUUUAAGCUGAGGAGAAGCUGACGGUAGUGUUUGCUAUUGAAGGACGAUGGACAGGAGGUGGAAAAACUCAAUUCAAGCUCCAGAUAUGUACAUGAGGAUCAUGUAAGUCAUCACAAAUGGGGAGCUCCUCCACCACUCUCAGGAGGUUGAAGCUGGGGAAGCUGAAGAUUGUGCGCCGACGCCUCCUGCAGCAUUAUGAGCACCAGCCGUUUAUCUCGCUCCUGGCGGGUCUCUACAGCUGCCGGUGGAAGCGGUACCAGCGUCAGAAGACAGAGCCAGGACAGUGCUGCUGCAAAUGGAAUGAGUCCCUGUUCUUCCUCCUCCUGGUCGUGGCUUUCUGUCUUGCUUUAGUUUUUGUGUAUUUCUGGGGAGAAGCAAAGAACGACUACAAUGACUUUGACUGGUACUCGUAUAGAGGUUUGGGAUACUGGUUCCUGUGGUCAUUACUGAUCCUAGUGGUGGUGGCCGUGCUGUUCACCUAUAUAGCGAUAUUGGUGGUUUUGUCAGUAUGUCUGCUCUCAGAAGGUCAGCGGCUGUACCUGCAUUGGAGCCACAAGGGUGGGAUGAUAUUUGUCCUCAUAUUCUUUACUGCUGCCCUCGCUGUUUUGUCUAAUUUAUGGGGUGAAGAAUGGGCAGCUGUUCGCCUCUCCUUCCAGGUGACUGCUCCAUACCUCCACAUUGGCUCUCUAGCGACAAUGACCCUCUUGUCUUGGCCAGUAGCAUUGUAUUUUGUCAGAAUGAACACAAAACUCUCUCGGAUGCUGAUAAUCAGUCCGUACAUCGCCGUGCUGCUGGUCCUGUUUUUCCUACCACUGGGGAUGUAUUCCCCCUGCAUUAGGGAGAAGGGGACGCUGGGGGCAAAACCAUUGCUAAUAGGGCACAGGGGAUCACCGAUGUUUGCACCAGAAAAUACCAAAAUGUCUUUUGAAAAAACAAUAGAAUAUGAGGGUGAUGGCCUGGAGACUGACGUCACAAUCAGUUAUGACGGCGUCCCCUUUCUCAUGCACGACAACACUUUAAAGAGAACGACGAAUGCUGGGGACGUGUUUCCCAACUAUACCAACGUCAACGCCGCCUUGUUACCUUGGGAUAUGCUGGAGACUGUUAAUGCUGGAAAGUGGUUCACACAGAAACCACCAUUUUCCUAUAUGGAGACCCUGUCCGAUGAAGAAGAGCAAACGGCAAUAAAUCAGUCCAUUUACAAACUGAUCGACUUCCUAAGGCUUGCUGACCGCGCCAAGAAGAUGGUGAUCUUUGACCUCUAUCGCCCUCCUCAGGAUCAUCCCUACCGAGACACUUGGAUUAACCGGACACUGGAGGUCAUCAAUGAAGCUGCUAUUGAUCCAAAACUGGUUUUAUGGCUUUCAAAUGACAUGAGAUCCUUUGUGCAGUUUGUGAAUCCUGGUUUGCAGCAGACAUUGGGUUUCAAAGCGAGUAUCGAAGAACUUGUCAGCAAUCACAUCGUGAAACUGAACCUGCCGUACAACGAGAUGUCCCAGCGAGACAUCAGUGAAUACGCUGCAGCCAAUAUUACCACCAACCUGUAUGUGAUCAGCGAGCCGUGGCUGUUUUCCUUGGCUUGGUGCUCAGGAGCUUAUUCUGUCACCACUAACUCUGUGCACACACUGAAGAAGAUGGAGGAGCCCAUGUUUCUAUUGACCCCGUCUCAGUACAGUCUAAUGUGGAUUCUCACAGAUAUCGUUUCUACUUUGCUGAUUAUUCUCAUCUUUGUGCUGCACUGGUGGAGAGAAAGGGGCUUCUCGUGCUGUCCACAAAGUAAAGAGGUCCCAGACAGUGGAUUUUACAACACAUUUAAAACAGAGAUGGAUAUGUCAAUAUCGGAAGACAGCUACGUCAGGAGUCUCCCGACCACCCCAAGUGCCAGACCCAGCGCCCAAAACAUGGGUUCUGGUGAGAUUGCCUGAAAGCAAGACACAUAGACAAAGGAUGCCCGGCACUUUAAAUGGCACAGCAAUGACCAGUCAUGCCCAGGUCCGUACAGCGGUCCAGCUACCCAGAGACUCAAAUUCUGGGACAGCUGUGGCCAUUCUGCUGCUUGAAGUGGAGAAUAAACUGGAGCAGGGAAGAGGGAUAUUGGGCCCGUUGUGAUGCCCACCACAGUGCCAGCGCCAUAGUCAUAAUAGUCCAUGCAGUGUCAGACUCAUUGUGGUGCCCACUGUGCUAGUGCCAUAUUAGUCCCUACUGUGUCAGACUUAUUCUGGUGCCCACAGUGUCAUCCUCAUAAUUGUCUCUGCUGUGUCAGACUCAUUCUGGUGCCCACAGUGCCAUAGUCAUAAAAGUCCCUGCAUUGUCAGACCCAUUGUGUCGCCCACAGUGCCAUCCUCAUAAUAGUCUCUGCUGUGUCAGACUCAUUCUGGUGCCCACAGUGCCAUCCUCAUAAUAGUCUCUGCUGUGUCAGACUCAUUGUGGUGCCCACAGUGCCAUCCUCAUAAUAGUAUCUGCUGUGUCAGACCGAUUGUGGUGCCCACAGUGCCAUCCUCAUAAUAGUAUCUGCUGUGUCAGACCGAUUGUGGUGCCCACAGUAUCAACCUCAUA